AGAGGACAAAGGAAGUUCAGACUGAGGAGCAGUCCGAAGAACUGCCCAAUAGCACCCUGGGUUUGGGGCUUUCCUUUGCCUUUAUGCAAGUAUCUGGCACCAAUUCUGGCCCAGUCAUUUGUGAUCCAUGGCUCUUGUGAUAUGCCGAAGAUUUCCAGGCAGUUUCUGUGGAAUGCCUUCUCAUCCAGCUCUAAUCAAGAACCAUGUAAACAAGAAAUUGCUUGGUCAAACCUGUGAGGACUGUGUUCUGACUGCCAAAAUGAUCAGUUCUGACACCAGAAUGACAGCCACUCUCAAGCUGUUAAAAGCUUUAAGAUACCGAGCUUUUUGCAAUCCUUUUACCUACAGUGCAACCCAAAGUGUGGCAUGUUGGAAUAUGAGAAGCUGCGCAUGGCGCAAAGGACAGGACUCUCCAGAAAACAGCCUCUGCCAUCCUGCCAAAAAAGUUAACAUUUGUAGCACCUCUGCUUCUGGGAGAAUUCUGACAAUUAGCAGUACCCUCCCCAGUUUGGAAUUCAGCAGGGCUUCUGCCUCUAAGGCCAGCACGUUGAAGCCGGGCUCACCCAGGGCCAUGAGAGUUGAUGAAGAGGAUGUAGAAACUUUUGAUUCCUUUGAAGACCCUCGAGUUUUCCUACAGCUAAGACCAGAAUACCAGCUUCACAGCUAUAACAGGUCUGAGACUUGUCAGCCCCUGUCUGUUUCAGAAGGUGAACUAAUUUUGCACAAAGUCACAGUUUAUCAAGAUAAUCUCCAGCCUCAAAUUAUUGCUGACUAUUUUUGUAAGCUGAGCUCUUUGCCUGCAGAGCAGCAUCCUGUUUUGCUGUCCAAUGCCAGCUUUGCUCUGCUCUGCCAGCUGAGUGUGAAAAACAUAAAUGUCUUUGAUGCCCCAGAUCUGAUCCGUAUUUUGAAAGCCUUUGUCAGUUUAGGAAUUCCUCAUUCCCAUUCAAUGCUAGAUGUGUUUGAAACCAAAUUUUGCCAUAAGGUAUGGGAGGUGAGUCUGGAUCAACUUCUCUUGGUGGCUGACCUCUGGCGGUACUUGGGCCGCAGAGUACCUCGGUUUUUAAAAAUCUUUUUUAGUUAUCUUAAUUUGCACUGGCAAGAGCUAUCCUUGUCCCAGCUGAUUCACUUAAUUUAUAUUAUAGGUGAAAAUCGUCAGGCACCCCAGGACCUAAUGAAAAAAUUGGAAUCAUUAAUCCUCAAGUAUAUAGAUUUGAUCAAUUUAGAGGAGGUUGGUACAAUCUGUUUGGGGUUUUUUAAAUCAAGUAGUAGUCUCUCUGAAUUUGUCAUGCGGAAAAUUGGAGACCUGGCUUGUGCUGACAUGCGGCAUCUGAGUAGUUAUGCUUUAGUGAAUAUUCUUAAAAUGUUCCGUUUCACUCAUGUGGAUCACGUAAAUUUCAUGAAGCAGUUUGGACAGAUUGCUCCUCAGCGAAUUCCUUCUCUGGGAGUUCAAGGUGUCAUGCACCUGACUCUUGCCUGCUCGGCCUUACGCAUCCUGGAUGAAGGAGUAAUGAAUGCUGUGGCUGCUUCUUUGCCUCCUAGGGUAGCAUACUGUCGAAGUAAAGAUGUUGCCAAGAUUCUGUGGUCAUUUGGAACUCUGAAUUAUAAGCCACCCAAUGCAAAAGAGUUUUAUUCUAGCCUGAUAAAUGAGAUUCACAGAAAGAUGCCUGAGUUCAACCGAUACCCAGAACACCUGCUCACCUGCCUGCUGGGCCUGGCAUUUUCUGAGUACUUUCCAAUAGAGCUCAUAGAUUUUGCUUUGAGUCCAGGGUUUGUCAGGUUAGCUCAAGAAAGAAGUAAGUUUGAGGUCACCAAGGAGCUGUAUACUCUUGAUGGUACAGUUGGCAUUGAGUGUCCAGAGUACAGAGGCAAUCGUCUUAGUUCUCACCUUCAGCAAAAGGCAUUGGAAAUGCUGUGGAAUUUAGCAAGGAAGGAUAUGAACUCAAAGCCUGAAUUCCUAGAAGCUCUCUUUUUACUUGAGACAAUGUUGGGUGGGCCCCAGUAUGUCAAACACCAUAUGAUUUUACCUCAUACCCGAUCUUCUGAUUUAGAGGUUCAGCUUGAUGUUAACAUGAAGCCAUUACCAUUUAACAGAGAAGCCACACCAACUGAAGAUGUAGCCAAAUUAAGGCUUAAGCAUGUGGGAAUCAGCCUUACAGAUGAUUUGAUGAAUCAGCUACUAAAAGGGAAAUCAAGAGGGUAUUUGCAGGGGGAAACUGAGUCAGACAGUGGGCAGCAGCCCAUGAAAUUAGAGGAGGUGGCCAUACCUAUGGGGGGCUCCCUUUGCAAUACGGCAGACAGAUUGGAGGCCAUGGAGAUGGCUGGCCUGUGCCCCCCGGCCUGCAGGCAGGCCCCACAAGUGAAACUGGCUAUUCAGUUGACAAACAAGAACCAGUAUUGCUAUGGUUCCAGGGAUCUGCUUGGACUACAUAAUAUGAAGAGGCGGCAGCUGAAUCAGCUUGGAUACCAUGUGGUGGAGUUAUCUCACUGGGAAUGGCUCCCGCUACUGAAACGAACUCGCUUAGAAAAGCUGGCAUUUCUCCAUGAGAAAGUGUUCACCUCUGCUCUCUGAAGGGCCUUCAGGGUCAUUUCUAGUCAUAAAUGCUGUAGAUGUGCACUGUGCCAGGUGUUGUGAAACAGUUAUAAAAGCCAGAAUGUAGAGUUGGUAAUAAAAUCAUCUGUUGAGGAGACUUAGUUGUGUUCUUUUCUGUGGCAGAUAGAAGCUAGCAUACGUUACUGUGAAAUAAUUGUAACCUGGUUCAGUUAUAUAAGUUGCUGUUAAUUUGUGCAGGUAAAUAAUAAACAUCUUAAAAUGUCUUAUGGUCAAGUAACUCCUAUCUCAUUUUCCUUUCUG
This is a messenger RNA of Mesoplodon densirostris (Blainville's beaked whale), 2851 nucleotides long. It is a transcript of the gene FASTKD5, whose product is annotated as FAST kinase domains 5. The transcript has 2 exons. The record is from RefSeq and is a predicted model, not a curated record. NCBI's taxonomy places the organism in Eukaryota, Metazoa, Chordata, Mammalia, Artiodactyla, Ziphiidae. The coding region runs from base 128 to 2569 and encodes 813 amino acids. Gene Ontology annotation, molecular function: RNA binding. Gene Ontology annotation, cellular component: mitochondrial matrix; ribonucleoprotein granule. Gene Ontology annotation, biological process: regulation of mitochondrial mRNA stability; mitochondrial RNA processing.